AUGAAGUCCACGUGGCUCACUGUCCUGUGCUGGACUUACAUCCGGCUGUCCACAUCUUUCCCUGUCGAUGACAGACCCGCAUUUACACCAUGGGAUCUGGCGAAAAGAGAGAUCGAAGCAGCUAUCUUCUCCAACCCUCUGGGACCCCAAUUUGGAGUACCCGAUGAGACGUGUCGUGGCACGCUGGAGGGCGACAAUACCGGUAGUUGCUGGAAGAUGGCAGAUGUCACAGUUGAUAAAUUCAUCGCAAACCGAAAGCCCGAGGCCAACCAAUGCCAGGUGCCCUGCCUUUUCUACACCUCGAAACUCACGGGAGCAGCAGAAAGGCUGGCUAAUUUUGUUCUGAAGGAGGUACUUUUGACGGGGGCUACGGAAGGACCGCGCAAGUACCAAACUAUCUGGGAACUACAUCCGCCAAAAUUCUAUCCAAACAAGAAUGACCUGGACAAGACCCCCGAAGCCAAAUGCAUCUACCAGGACUGGAAGAAAGAUGAUUAUGACAAGAAGGUCGAUGGUUGCCAACGGCUAUACUUCAAGUCAAUGUCGAAGGCCAUGGCAAUGGAGUGCAAAGGCGAGGUCUUCCUGAUGACCAAUGCAGAUCUGAGCAAGGAAAAAGAAAAAGUCCCAGAGGAUGGAAUUUGGUGGCAGGUCGAGUUUCCGACACUGAUCGAUGAUGCUCGACCCGCGGACAAGAAAAUUACAAAAAUCAGUUAUCUUCAAGUACCUGCAGUUGAUCUUGACACGCUAUCUGCAGAAGAGAGAAGCAGGCCCCCCGAGAUUAUGGCGAGGGGGGAGUAUUGGCCUAAUGGAGUUGGUAACGAGCAUUUGCAAAGCUUUCGCGACGAACAAAGUCCGCAAUCGACGCCGAAUCCACAACCAACGCCAACUCCCACUCCAGAGGCAGCCAAUCCGGUGGAGACCCCUCCCAGCGGUCUUUUCAGGAGGGAAGACGUCCUUGAAUCCAGUGACGAAGAAUAUCCUUACUUUUACCCUAUCGAUGAUAUCUACGACUGGUACAAGGAAGCAACCUGGUAGAGGCCGGGAAAGGAAGACAGACAAGAAGAUCAAGGUCGGUUCAGGAAGAAUAGAGUGCGCCUUUGACUCAGACUGCGGUCUGAUUCUGGUUCGGGCUGGUCAUUGAGAUUGAA
Messenger RNA from Alternaria rosae, 1148 nucleotides. RefSeq lists its product as uncharacterized. The transcript is spliced from 4 exons. The record is from RefSeq and is a predicted model, not a curated record. NCBI's taxonomy places the organism in Eukaryota, Fungi, Ascomycota, Dothideomycetes, Pleosporales, Pleosporaceae. Bases 1 to 1035 code for a protein of 344 amino acids.